AUGGCGAAUCAACGGCGAGCGAUGAGGGCAGUGGCUCUCUUGGCAGCAGCUCUGCUGGCUGCUUCUGUGGCCAGCGCCUUCGUGGGUGUGCAGGCCCCCCCGAGCCCAAGAAUCCAGACGCAGCUUCGUGCCGGCGGGGAGUACACCGGCUUUGUACCGGAUCUGCAGCGCCGUCAGCUGAUGAACUUCGUGCUGGUGACCACGGCCGCCAUCCCGGUGCUGGUGGCCCUGGGCUGCUACUUGUGGUACUUCGUGCCGCCCGUGGCCGGCGGUGGCAGCGGUGCGACGCUGGCUGGUGACCAGGACGGCAACCCCAUCACCCUGGAUAGCUGGGUGAAGAGCCACAAGGAGAACGAUCGCGAGUUGGUCUUGGGCCUCAAGGGCGAGCCCUUCUACCUCAUCUCCACGGCGGACAACAUCAAGGACUUCGCCCUGCUGUCCGUGUGCACGCACCUUGGCUGCGUCGUGCCCUGGAACAAGGGUGCCAACAAGUUCUGCUGCCCCUGCCACGGCUCGCAGUACGAUGAGAACGGCAAGGUGGUGCGAGGCCCCGCCCCGCUGUCCCUGGCGCUCGCCCACACCACCACCACGGAGGGCAAGAUCGCCCUGACCCCGUGGCCCGAGAAGGACUUCCGCACCGACCUGGACCCGUGGUGGAAGGUCUAG
Molecule: messenger RNA, 666 nt
Organism: Symbiodinium natans
Lineage: Eukaryota; Dinophyceae; Suessiales; Symbiodiniaceae
Source: the annotation of a GenBank genome assembly